CUGAUAUAAUAAUAUAGUUUGAGUUUGUAGACAAGUUGUUGUAAUGUUACAAUAGCAUUUGUGGGGCUAAAAGAAGACCAAAAAAAUCUUUACUCUCUUCUCUCAUUGCACACUUUGUCACUCUUUUCACAAGCAUCUACAAGCUCUCAUAGGCCAAAGGUACCAUUUUUUUCUUCCCCUCAUUCUGCAUCAUCCACUCAUAAACCUUCUGAACCCCAUGUGACAUACAUCACACUUUUCAAUGUCCUAUUGUAGUUUGUGUUUUUACCCCCUCUCAUCAAAAUCAAUGCUCAAUCCAAGUUAAAAGCUUAACAAAAUUUUACUCUAUAGAAAAUUUUGGGAUUCUCAACAUAAUUUAAUUUAUAUACUAUGUCCUUUUACUCUCUUUUAGCACUCUUUUAGCACAUGAAUUGGUUCAAAUCCCAUAAACAAAACAUUGAGUGAUUCACUUUUGUUGUUUUGUAUAUUCAUAUUCAUUCACAUGAUGACAUGAAAUGUUUCUUUCUAUUACAUGUUUUGGUUUGUUUGUAUGUUUGUAGCUGCAGAUGAAGAAAAUCUAUAACAAAUUCAACAUCAACUAGAAGAGAAAAAAACAAGGCCACAAAAAAGAAUCAAACCCUUUAUAGUGGAUGUCAUAAUCAAGAAUUUUGAAGCAUAAACUUUAAAUCAAGUGGCAUCAAUUUGCACAUUAGAGAAAAAUAUCAGUAGAAGCAUUGUUUUGAAAAUUCUAAGGUAGAGAAACUAAUGGGAAUGAAGAGUACUGGUGGAGAAAUAGUUCAAGUUCAAGGAGGUCACAUUGUUAGAGCAACUGGCAGAAAAGAUAGACAUAGCAAGGUAUACACUGCGAAAGGCCCUCGCGAUCGGCGCGUUCGAUUAUCAGCGCAUACCGCGAUACAGUUCUACGAUGUUCAAGAUCGGCUCGGCUACGAUAGGCCGAGUAAAGCGGUUGAUUGGCUUAUCAAGAAGGCUAAGUCUGCUAUUGAUAAGCUUGAUGAGCUUCCUCCAUGGAAUCCAAUUCAAAAUGCAGCACAGGAGUUUCAAGAGGAAGAGAAUAAUAACAAUAAUGGUUUAGAAUCAAGUGAAAUGGUUGUUGCUGCAGAAAAUUCAGAAUCUUCUGGUUACAAUUUGCAGCAGAAUCAUAACCAUUCAGGUUUCAUUCAAUCAAGUAUUGAUAAUGAUGCUAUAGCGUUUUUUCCGACGAGUUCCGUUGGCGAUUCGAUGAAUUUUCAGAACUACUCUUCUGAUAUAAUCUCAAGAACAAACAAUUCAACACAGGAUCUUGGUCUUUCUCUUCAUUCAUUCCAGGACAAUUCAGGUUCUAAUGAUCAAACACUUUUUUCUGGUUCAACUCAUGUUGGAUUUGAUGGUAAUUAUCAUAGGAUUGUGAAUUGGAACAAUGAUCAUCAUGGAACAGAAACUGAUAUGAAUAUGAAUAUGAAUAUGAAUAGAACAGGUUUCAUGGUUAAUAAUUCGCCUGCGCCGUUUCUAGGCCAAGGUUCGGCCUUUUCCGCCCAUAGGGGGACCCUUCAGUCCAGUUUUUCGCCUUCGCUUCGUCCUUGGAAUGAUAUUCCAAUGGCGGAUUCGUCCGUGGAUCAUCAUAACCAGAAAUCUCAACAACAGGUUCACCAUGGUUCAAUCUUUGGUAGCAGGUUUUUGUCUGAUGCUUUGACAGGUUUCGGUAUUCCUGCUAGAAUUCAAGGAGAAGAUGGAGUUGGUUCGGACCAGCCAUCGUCGUCUUCUAAUUCUCAUCACUAAUCAGAAACAUCAACUGCAUAAUGCUGCAAUCUUUCUAUCAGGGGCAUUGUGUACUAGAUAUGAGAACAUGGGAAGAUUAUGAAGGACAGAAUGUUUGUCUGGUUGGAUUCAGUUUUUUGUAACUUUAUUUAUUUUCUGUUAUUGCAACCAUUGACAUUGGUGUUUUUUAAGCAACUGAAAGUGUGUUUACUGCUGGUUUUGAUUCACUGCUGCUAGAUAUAUACUUAAGCAUUAUGUAUUAUUUGAUGAUACUUUGCUCAAUUAAUAUAUGGAUUCCAGCUGGAUUUUGUUUUGA
This is a messenger RNA of Vicia villosa (hairy vetch), 2050 nucleotides long. Its product is annotated as transcription factor TCP4-like. Gene Ontology annotation, biological process: regulation of secondary shoot formation. Gene Ontology annotation, molecular function: sequence-specific DNA binding; DNA-binding transcription factor activity. Bases 745 to 1755 code for a protein of 336 amino acids. Gene Ontology annotation, cellular component: nucleus. The transcript is spliced from 2 exons. The record is from RefSeq and is a predicted model, not a curated record. Lineage: Eukaryota; Viridiplantae; Streptophyta; Magnoliopsida; Fabales; Fabaceae.